GCACAGGCCGUGACGGUUGCUGUUUCAUCUUUGGAACUUUACGGUGGAGGACAAGACCUUUCUCCGCGCGCGUGUGUGACGACCCGUGACGUCCGUCCUGGAUUGGGCGGACUAGCGCGGCGGACCUGCAACCUUCCCGAGCUCUGGGCACCUUGCCGUCUGUUCUCGUCGCGUCUGGAUCCGGUGCCGUUUCCCCACCCAGCAGGCCCAGGCGUCCAGUGCGACCGCCACGGCGGGGUCACCCUGCGCCGAUCCCGCCAUGCCCCACAGCGACCCGGAUCCGCACACGGCGGCGACUGCGCUGAUGGACCCGGCUCAGGGCUAUGUGACAUUUGAAGAUGUGUUCAUGCACUUUUCCUGGGAAGAGUGGGAACUUCUUGAUGAAACUCAAAGAUUCUUGUACCUUGAUGUGAUGCUGGAGAACUUUGCACUUGUGACCAUACCAGGUUGUUGGUGUGAAACAGAUAAUGAGGAGGCACUUUCUGAGCAGAGCAUUUCCAUGGAAGAAGUGUCACAGACCAUAGCUAAAGAGUCAGGUCUAUUGAUCCAGAACACCCAACAACAUGAGAUGUGUGACCCACUCUUGAAAGACAUUUUGUACCUGGCUGAACACCAGAAAUCAUAUCCUAUGGAGAAACUGCACAGAUGUAUUGAGUUAUGUAGGAGAGGAUUCUCUGUGAGUGCAGCAUUUCCCCAGCACCAAAAGAAAUGUGGAGGGAAUCUCUUCAGAGGGAAUGAUGGAAGGACCUCAUUUGUGAAGAGCUAUACAGGCCACAGGUUAGAGACACCUUAUACAUGCAAGGAAGAAAGCGUGGACAUGCCAGACAGCCAUGGCCUCUUCCAGCAGCUGACCACACACAAUGUGGUGAGUCCUCAUAAAAGAACUGAGCACAUAGAUUCUCUCCCACACAGCUCCAGUCUCUGGAAACAGCAAGGAGACCAUGGUGGGCAAAUUAAUGCGAAUUACAGUGAUGAUGGGAAAAUAUUCCUGAACACCUUUCCUCAUCUUGACCACCAGAUAACUCAUUCUAAGUUGAAACACUAUAGAUGCCUACCAGGUGGAAAUGUACUCAAGGGGAAGUCUUCUCUUUUUAGUGACAGUAAAAUUCACAGUGGAGAAAAGUCUCAUGUGUGUAAGGAAUGUGGAAAGGCCUUCACUCACCUGUCCCUCCUAAAAAUGCACCAGAAAUAUCACACUGGAGAAACAUGUUACACAUGCUGUGAAUGUGGAAGGACGUUCAGCUGCAAACAUACACUUGUUCAACACCAGAGAGUCCACACCGGAGAAAAGCCCUUUAAAUGCAGUGCAUGUGGGAAGACCUUCAACCGCAGAGAUAAGCUUAUUGAGCACCACAGAAUUCACACAGGAGAAAGGCCCUUUAAAUGCAGUGAAUGUGGGAAAACCUUCAGCCAUCGUGACACAUUUGCUCACCACCAAAGAUUUCAUUCCGGAGAAAGGCCUUACAAGUGUAGUGAAUGUGGGAAAUCCUUUAGCCAAAGUUCCUACCUUAAUGAGCACAAGAGGAUUCAUACUGGGGCAAGACCUUUUGGAUGCACUGAAUGUGGGAAAUCCUUCAGUCGUAAAUCUAGCCUCCUUAAACAUCAGAGAGUUCAUACAGGGACAAGGUCUUACAAAUGUAACAAAUGUGGGAAAGCCUUUAGCUUCAAAGAUAUCCUUAUUCAGCAUCAGAUCAUUCACACUGACGCAAGGCCUUAUUCAUGCAGUCAGUGUGGGAAGGCCUUUAACCAUAAAGGUUCACUUGCCAAGCAUCAGAAAAUCCACAGUGGUGAAAUGCCUUAUGAGUGUGGUGAAUGUGGAAAGUUAUGUAGAUAUCAGUCCAACCUUAUUGCACAUCAGAGAGUUCAUACCAAAUCAAAGCCUUAUGAGUGCAAUGAAUGUGGGAAACACUUUGCCUAUAAUUCAAGCCUCACCGUACACAAGAGAGUUCACACUGGAGCAAGGCCCUUUGUGUGCAGUGAAUGUGGGAAAACCUACACUAGUAGCUCCCACCUUGUCCAACACAAGAAAGUUCACACUGGAGCAAGACCUUAUGAGUGCAAAGAAUGUGGAAAGGCCUUUGUUUAUAAGACAUGCCUCCAUCAACAUCAAAAAGUUCAUUCUUCAGAAACACUAUCAGGGAAACAGAUGAGAUCUAAAGAUGAAGCUGCCACCAAAAUACUGGCAGGGCCACAACCUCAAAAGACUGCUUCAAAGACUCCUGAAGUUUGGCUCCUUGGAAUUCUGAAGAGUGGAGCAGCAGACACUUAGGUGAUAAGUUCAAAGCAUUUACUGCCAGCACUAACAUUCAGAGAGGGCUUCACUUUGGGUACUCUUACACUAAAAUACAUGUACACAAAAAUGUGUCACAACUUCAUAAUAACCAAGAAUUGGCAAUCAUUAAAAUGACAGUCAUCUAUGAGAUACUUAGGUAAAUUGUGGAAGCCCUUAAGUGAAUGAAAACAUGGAGACUUAAACUUGUGCUUUCAUGUACCAAGAUGAAUUAAUUUCCUGGGAAAAAAAUAAUCCAUUUGAGGCCAACACAGGCCUUAACCUGCCCAAACUUUGGUGUUGCUAUUUGCCUCAUUAAACAAAGUGGAAUUUUUUUCUUCUGAAAAAACAAAAUCAUUGUCUUUGAAAAAUUCUACUACAUAGUUGGUUUGGUAUUUCCAUGGAAUAUAAGGGAAUGCAUGGUAGCCUCAUGAGUCUAGAGCUUUGAUUGAAGUCAGGAGUGAUGACAGUGGUUGUGAUUAGAAUAUCCAGAAUAAAGCAGUUUCUUCCAGAACUUAUUGUGAAUUAAGUGUUGGUUUUAUGACAAUCAGAAUUGCAUUAUUUAUCAAUAAUUAAAAAUUAUAGUCCCUUCUCCAAAUAAAUCCUUCAGUGACAACGACAUGUCAGACUUAAAACACUUACUAUAGAACUGAAUUGACAAGGUCAUUACCAGGCAAGUCUAAUAUAUUGUACAUGAUAAAGGACAGGAUGCUGGUCACAUUUGUGCAAUAUGAGGUUAGUGCCUGUAAAGCUAGUGGGGGAAUCUUUCCCUUUGCAUGGUUAGGGAUUACAAGGGAAUCUUGUAGGAAGUCUUCAAGCUGUGUACAGAAGAUUUUGUCUACUGAAUGUGUUUGACGUAUGCAUAUAUAAAAAAGAUAAACUAAGACACACCCCCAAAUUAAAAGGGGUAAAAAAUUUUUAGUAUGCUGUGCACAAGUGGAUUGGAAAUUUCAUCCUACUUUUGAGAAAAUGUUCAGCUGAGUUUUUUUCUUAAUGUUCUUCACAGGUUGGACCCUUACUUGUGUUCCAUGGCUAGUAGCCACUGUGUUUUCUUCUGAUGUGAGCUUAAUAUGAAUGGGACAACAUAGUAUGCUUUUUAUUACUGGAAAAAUUAUCCUAUUUGAAAAGGUCUUUGCUA
Molecule: messenger RNA, 3407 nt
Organism: Castor canadensis (American beaver)
Lineage: Eukaryota; Metazoa; Chordata; Mammalia; Rodentia; Castoridae
Biological process (GO): regulation of DNA-templated transcription
Source: RefSeq, a predicted model, not a curated record